Phytomonas sp. Hart1 is the source of this 444-nucleotide messenger RNA. Lineage: Eukaryota; Euglenozoa; Kinetoplastea; Trypanosomatida; Trypanosomatidae. The record is from the annotation of a GenBank genome assembly.
AUGGGAAAUGGGGGAGGGCCGUGGGGAAAGACCGCCCCGGGGCUCCCACAGCUCGUCCGGGAGAUCCGCGUGAGCAGCGUCCACGAGGGCUUCGCCUUCCCCCGCGCGCAGCUGACACGGGGGGAGUUGAAGCUGCUCCGGCAGCUCUGCCAGGCCUACGGCCUUCAACUGCGGCUCACGGCCGAAAAGGCCACGGCGCGGCGGCUGCUUGGCGUCUCCUCCGGCGGGGGACUUUCGCCGGGGCUACGGCCCGCGGCGCCCUCACCCUCGGCGACGCCGAGUUGGGCCCCUCUCACCCCCGCCCCUCUCCGCCCGAUGGAUUUUAAGGGGAUCCGCCACUGGAAGGAGAUUCGGGGUCAGACUAACAUGCUCGGAAUUGUACGGCCUCUCGGGCCGGAGGACGGCCUCCCAUCCUUCGCUGCCGGCCGCGGUAGGCCGGUUUAA